GAGAAACGUGUGUUUUGUUUAGUGUGAGCGCUAGACGCGUAGUACUCGUUUCACACACUGAUCGUGCCACUGCCAUUUUUUGUCGCUGUGUGAAGUAGUAAGUGCCGACAUUUUACUUUGUUGUUGAUCGCGUGAAUGACGUAUGUCGAGACGCUGUUUUUUCUAGACCGGUCGCCAUAUGCAUUUUGUAUUUUUGUCAUUUAUCACAACAUUUUCAAGUGAGUUCCUUACGUGUGUGUGCCGGUGCACACCAUAUUAGUAAUAAUUACUAUCCAUCGCAAAAGUCUUCGGAUACGAUUUGUCGUUCGUCGAGUUUUGUCUACUAUUAUUCAGCCAAUGUGUAGCUAUGUCUGGCAUCCUUGGUACACUGUGUUGGAUUCAUGGUACAGCUGAGUGUCGAUUAAUUUUUAAAUAUGUCGAGCGAAUUGGAUCAAAGUUCGGUUGGAAGCAAAAUGGAACAAAGUGCAAUUGAAAGCGAAAUGGAUGAAAAUGCAAUUGGCAGUGAAUUGAAUGAAAGUGCGAUUGGAAGCGAAAUGGAUGAAAAUGCAAUUGGCAGUGAAUUGAAUGAAAGAACGAUCGGAAGCGAAAUUGAUCCAAAUGCGACUGGAAGCGAAAUUGAUCCAAAUGCGACUGUAAGCAAAAUGGAUCCAAAUGCGACUGGAAGCGAAAUUGAUCCAAAUGCGACUGGAAGCGAAAUUUUUCCAAAUGCGACUGUAAGCGAAAUUGAUCCAAAUGCGACUAGAAGCGAAAUUGAUCCAAAUGCGACCGAAAUUUAUCCAAAUGCGACUGGAAGCGAAAUUUAUCCAAAUGCGACUGGAAGCGAAAUUGAUCCAAAUGCGACUGGAAGCGAAAUUUAUCCAAAUGCGACUGGAAGCAACCCAGAUCAAAGUAUGAUCCAAAGCGAAAUUGAUCAAGACAAAAUGGACAUACCCGCUGUUCUCCUAAAAGAAUCCGAAAUAAAAAAGGAAGUAAUUGAAUCUGAUGUUAUAACAAUAAGUGAUGACGAAGAUGAAUCCGCCACAAUACAUUUAAGUAGGGCUAUACCUAUGCAUAUACCUAUGCAUAUACCUAUGCAUAUACCUAUGUUUAUGCCAUUAGUACCUGAUAAUCUGCCUAUGUUUAAGCGCCGUUCAUCUGAACCUAAGUCCUUCGAACGGUGUUUAUCUGUCGGGGUGGCUGAGCGUCGAUGUUCAUCUGUUCCAAUUGAUAACAAUGAUUACGAUGAAUUAAUUGCACCAUCAUUACAUACAUUAAUAUCAUCUGGUAGUGGUGGCGAAUGUUCAUCACAACAUAAACCAACAAAAUCUCUUAAACGCAAAAGAAGUUUGAUUCCAACCUAUAUCGAGGUUGAAAAUACCCGAAAAACUAUGAAACCAGGACCUAAGUCAAAAACAAGAAAUAUAGUUACUGUUCAUCAAAUGAUCACUGAGGCUAAAAAUUCAGCAUCAGGAGUGACACUUGACUCCAGUGAUGAUUCUGAUAUUGAAAUGAUAUUAGACGAUUCAGAUGAUGAAAAUGACUCUAUUGUUGAUGAAAAUGAAAGCAAUGAAGAAGAAGAAGGAGGAGAGGAAGAAGAAGAAGAAUAUGAAGAGGAAGUAUCAGAAAUUGAUCCAAAUGAUGAUGAAAAUGAAAGUAAUGAAGACGAGGAAGUAUUACCAACAAUUAAUCGAAAUUCUGAAAUCAUAUAUAUAAGUUCUUCAUCUGACGAUGAGUCCAAUCAUUUAGAACCUGAGAUUGCAGAAUUAAUAGUUGGUAGUGAGGCAAGUACCGCCUCUGAUGAUGCUGCAGAAGAAAGAGACCGUUUAAGUCAAAGUAACAACGUAACAAUCAACCAAAAAGAAGACAAAAUCAUUCAAAAUAACGAAUUAAAAAAAGAAAAAAUUGGCUCUGAUGACGCUGCAGAAGAAAGAGACCGUUUAAGUCAAAGUAACAAUGUAACAAUCAACCAAAAAGAAAACAAAAUCAUUCAAAAUAACGAAUUAAUAAAGGAAGAAAUUGGCUCUGAUGACGCUGCAGAAGAAAGAGACUGUUUAAGUCAAAGUAACAAUGUAACAAUCAACCAAAAAGAAGACAAAAUCAUUCAAAAUAACGAAUUAAUAAAGGAAGAAAUUGGCUCUGAUGACGCUGCAGAAGAAAGAGACUGUUUAAGUCUAAGUAACAACGUAACAAUCAACCAAAAAGAAGACAAAAUCAUGCAAAAUAACGAAUUAAAAAAGGAAGAAACUGAUAAAAUAACAGAAGAUGAAAAUUACAAUAAUGAAAUACUGAAGAAAAGCUUAACUGAUUCAAAUGAAAUAUUAAAAAAUGGAGAAUAACAUAAAUUUUUAAUAAAUUUCCAAAUCAAAAGUUAUUACAUAUAAGAUUGAAGAUGAUUAUGUGUAGUGAUGUUUUCAAAAAUAACUCAAUUAUUCCAGAUGGAGAAUUCAACAAAUUAAAUAAUAUGUGUUUGAAUAUUAAUAAAUGUAAUGAAAACUAAAUAAUGAUAAUCAACACCAAAUUUGUAAAUAUUUUGUAAAUGUACCAUCAAUUAGAUGUAAAAGGAAUGAAAAUAUGUAUGGUAUACAUAACAAUAUUGUAAUGUUUUUAACCUUAUACUCUAUAUCAUAAGAAAUAUAAUUAAUUUAACACUAUUUGUUGUACGCUUUUAUUAUAUGUUAAGAAACUAAAUGUAAUUUUAUUUAUUAAAGAAUUUUGUUUGACCAGUA
Messenger RNA from Metopolophium dirhodum (rose-grain aphid), 2705 nucleotides. RefSeq lists its product as uncharacterized. The record is from RefSeq and is a predicted model, not a curated record. The transcript is spliced from 3 exons. NCBI's taxonomy places the organism in Eukaryota, Metazoa, Arthropoda, Insecta, Hemiptera, Aphididae. The coding region runs from base 414 to 2315 and encodes 633 amino acids.